Messenger RNA from Panthera uncia (snow leopard), 2258 nucleotides. Its product is annotated as cofilin-2-like. NCBI's taxonomy places the organism in Eukaryota, Metazoa, Chordata, Mammalia, Carnivora, Felidae. Bases 378 to 779 code for a protein of 133 amino acids. Gene Ontology annotation, molecular function: actin filament binding. Gene Ontology annotation, biological process: actin filament severing; actin filament fragmentation; cell motility. The transcript has a single exon. The record is from RefSeq and is a predicted model, not a curated record. Gene Ontology annotation, cellular component: actin cortical patch; actin cytoskeleton; cytoplasm.
GAUUAUGAUAUAUAAAAUUUUUAUUUUAGGAGUCUUAAAGUUUUCAGAUAAUGUUUUAAUAUCUAAUGAAUAGGUAAAUAGGUUUUUGCCUGAGUAAUAUGCUUAGUGCAUAAAUACUUAGUGUUUCUAGAUUGCCCUUUUUCUGAGCAUCCCAAUUUCUAAGACACCUAGCUUUUAUGUUAAGUAUGUACUUUUAUCAAUGAAAGACUUUUAAUGAGGGAAUUCAUAAUUUUACUCUUCAAAAACAUACCUAAUAUAAGAACCUGGAUAUAGGGCUGCAGCUCCUGCACUCGCAGCUGCCUGCCUGCCCCUCCCUCUCCUCCUACCAGUGCCACAGACCCGGAGCCGGAGCCGCCGCCGCCACAGCCACGGACACUAUGGCUUCUGGAGUUACAGUGAAUGAUGAAGUCAUCAAAGUUUUUAAUGAUAUGAAAGUAAGAAAAUCUUCUACACAAGAGGAGAUCAAAAAAAGAAAGAAAGCUGUUCUCUUCUGUUUAAGCGAUGACAAAAGACAAAUAAUUGUAGAGGAAGCAAAGCAGAUCUUGGUGGGUGACAUUGAUGAUACUGUAGAGGACCCCUACACAUCUUUUGUGAAGUUGCUGCCUCUGAAUGAUUGCCGAUAUGCUUUGUACGAUGCCACCUACGAAACAAAAGAGUCUAAGAAAGAAGACCUAGUAUUUAUAUUCUGGGCUCCUGAGAGUGCACCUUUAAAAAGCAACAUGAUUUAUGCUAGCUCUAAAGAUGCCGUUAAGGGGCGCCUGGGUGGCUCAGUCGGUUGAGUGUCCGACUUCAGCUCAGGUCACCAUCUCACAGUCCGUGAGUUCGAGCCCCGCGAUGGGCUCUGGGCUGAUGGCUCAGAGCCUGGAGCCUGCUUCCGAUUCUGUGUCUCCCUCUGUCUCUGCCCCUCCCCCGUUCAUGCUCUGUCUCUCUCUGUCUCAAAAAUAAACAUUAAAAAAAAUUAAAAAAAAAAUAAAGAUGCCGUUAAAAAGAAAUUUACAGGUAUUAAACAUGAAUGGCAAGUAAAUGGCUUGGAUGAUAUAAAAGACCGUUCAACACUUGGAGAGAAAUUGGGAGGCAAUGUAGUAGUUUCUCUUGAAGGAAAACCCUUAUAAAGUGCCAGUCAAGUGCCAUCUGGAUCUUGAGGAGCUUCCAUUUCUCCAGCUCAAUCAAUUGAAAUAGUGUUAGGUGUUUUUUGUUUCUGUUUUUGUUUUUUUUUCUCUUCCCACUGGGUCCUUCCAAUACAGUGAAUGAAGGGAAUACCAUUCAUGUAAGCAGCCUAUCAGUGAUUGCCAUUAGACUGUUUAAUACUGUUACUUUUAUGUAGAACCCAAGGAAUGCCUUCCCGUCAUAUUUUAGCCAAAACAACUGGUUAUAUGCCUCCCUUGCAGCAAGCACUACAGUGAAAGUGAUUGUCAAUGUGAAUAGCUUAGAAUACUGCAAAGGGUAAGCUGAUUGAAUGCCUUGAAAGUAUUAUCCACUGGUCAGAUGGUAAACUUUAUUCAGUAUUAUUUAUAGUUUCACUUGAUUGUAGUUCUGUGAGGCUUGAGCAUUCAUACACCUCAUCUGCCUUGACAAGCCUAUUUUUGUGACAUGGCAGCACAGAUAUAACACUAUGCAUUGAAAGCACUUUUUUUGUAAUGAGUUUAACUCACUCUCCAUCCCCCAAAAGGAAUGCCAAUUAAGUUUUGUUAACAGUGUCACCAGCUUAUCCUAGUACCUCAGUAUUCAUUCCUGUUACCUGCAUAUCUUAAAAGAAACAGCUGUUAAUGCCUUUUUGUUUUCCAUUGAGCGUACACUACUGAAUAAGUGUAGGAGUUUACGUUUACCAUGUAAGUUUGGCAACACUAAAAAUAUUUUGAAUAUCAGUCAUGAUGGCAAUUUCUGUAUAAAAGAGCCUUAAAUGGAACAUUGUUUUUGAGAUCAAACUCCUUACCCUCACAAAAAUGACCACAUCGCAAUAAAAGUUGUGGCAUAUUACCAAAAGAAAAAAAAAAAAAAGAACCUGGAUAUAAAUAAUGGAAAGGAGAUCUUGGGUGGAUAAAAAGGGUGGAUAAAAAUACUUAUCACAUAAGGUUGUUGGGCACUAUAAUGCAUCAAUUAAAGGAUUUUAUUAUAUUCCUUCUUCCUCAUUUCAGCCAUAUGAAUUACUUAUCUUUCAAUAUUCAGCUUAUAGAUCAUUUUAUUCCCCAACCUUGAUUUUUCCCUUUCAAAGGAGAGAUAGGUGUGCCCUCCUGUGUGUGUCCAUAGAAAUUGUUUUU